Seminavis robusta is the source of this 1671-nucleotide messenger RNA. NCBI's taxonomy places the organism in Eukaryota, Bacillariophyta, Bacillariophyceae, Naviculales, Naviculaceae. The record is from the annotation of a GenBank genome assembly.
AUGGCGAAAGACCGGAAGCCAAACAUCACGAAAGGAAGUUGGGUGGAAGAACGAAAGAAGCCCAAACGCCAUGGGAAGGUCUUAAAGGCUGAUAGAGUUGACGGUACCAAGCACCACUGGCUCGUUGAAUUUGAACAACCUGACGGGUCAAAAAAAAAAGAAGUGAAAUCAUCCGCACAGUUAACUCGAUCGGAACUCCAAGGCCCCACUGUACAACAAACAAGCGAACCGACAGAAGCACCAGCAGAGGCACCAGCAGAGGCACCAGCAGAGGCACCAGCAGAAGCUCCAGUUAUCCCAAGGGAAAUGGCUUUUGAAUCCAAUGCCAAGGAAAACCAACCUGAUUCUACAUCCAGUGGCAAGGUCGAGACGCCCCCCAGACCCAAAAGGAAGGCAGCAAUGAAUCACAAAGUUAUCAACACACCAAGAAAGCCAACCGAUUUGGAUUCUUCCUCUUCCUCUGCCAGUGAUGCUUCGGAUUCAAGCUCGGGCAGCAGCAGUGAUGAAACGGAUGACGCAUCUUUGGCUCCCAGUCUGGCUUCAGCCUCGGCCUCGUCUGCCAACACCAGCCAUGACCAAGUGCCAGAAUACAAUUGGCAGCUGCAUCUCCAGCAAAUGCAAAUCCGUCAACCACAUUUAGAAUCAGAUUCCGAAUCCGACGAGGAUGCUUUCGCUGUAGUCGAUGACGAGAGUGAGGCAUCGGAGGAUGAAGUGCAAGCUUCCACCCCAGCACCAGCACCAGCGGCCACGGAUAAUACCAGUGUUUCCUCGAAUCCUGGAAUGUACUUCCCGAAUGAUCCGUUCGAGGAUGUUGAGCCAUCCGAUGAGCGAGACUUCGAAAAAGAAGAAGAGCAUCGGUUGAAAAUGGAGAUCUACAAGGCAGAGAAGCAAGCUCUGCUUGAUGAAGAGUGGUCCGUCUCCUUGCAACCAGAAAAGCCUCCUCUCACUAUCGGCGCAAUCGUCGACACCAGAGGGAAGAACCCAAAGCGUGGCGUGAUAGUUGAUCAAAAGCCAGACAAGAGCAAAUGGAUUAUUCGAUUCAACAACAGCCAACGUCUUGUGGAGCUAAGCAGUCAAUCGCUGGUCCAAGUGUGGGAAGUAGACUCGUACACUUGGAAGAUUGUGAAGGAUUCGGUGCCAGAUGAUGACACAGAGGUUGAAGACUACGACGUAAUUGGACUCUGCGGCUUUGAUUUCAAACAGUUCUCCAGGGAAGUCCUCGAACCAACCAUUGAUACUGUGGAUUAUGGGUUCCCGUAUCUGAAGCUACUACAAACUCUGUGGCCCGGUGAUGUGAAGCGCCAGAUAGCGUUGAUGAACAAGCAAAUUGAUGUUGAGAACGAGGGAAGGAAGAAGAAAAAGGCAAAGCAACUGAUCAACCAUGUGACGGCGCAUGAGUUUUGGAAAUUCGUUGGCGUUCUCACUUCGGCUGGAGCUUUUCGCAUUGGUGGGCAUCAGCUUUGGGAGAAUGAAAAUAAACGAACAUUUUGGACAAUGACCGAUCCCAUCAACCUUGGAGUCCAUGGGCAGCAAAUAAUGCCCUUCUAUCGAUUCAAAGACCUCAGGUCUGUCUUUCCAUAUGCUUUCCAAGAUUUGACUGCAAAGGAAAAUGGCGAUCCUUGGUAUAUGAGUGGAUGGCAGAACAAGAUUUUGCCUACGUCGGAGCAUUGA